AUGGCGCAGAAUCUGGGAGUUACAUGUGGGAGAGGGGAUGCAAUAGUGGUCACCAAGUUGAUUAGUAUGGAGGAAAGGGACAAGAAGGAGGCUGACAGAUUCAAUACUUUGAGAGGAGUGUUUGUGAAUGGUGUUUGGAUUGAUGAACCAGGAAAGGCGAAAGAGGAAAUAUGCUUGUUCUUCAAGAACAGAUUUCAAGAGGAAGAUUGGGUGAGGCCCAAACUAGAUGGGGUCAGAUUUAAAGCCAUUGGACAGCAGCACAAUGUCAGAUUGUCGAAGCCAUUUAAUGCAAAAGAAAUAAAGGUUGUUGUGUGGGAAUGUGGGAGCGAUAAGAGCCCCAAACCAGACGACCUUAACUUUAAAUUUAUUAAGAAGUUUUGGGGAGUUAUCAAGGCUUAUGAUUCAGUCUCCUGGGAUUUCUUGUUGUACAUGUUAAGGAGGAUGGGAUUUUGCGAUAGAUGGCUAUCUUGGAUUGAGGGCUGCCUAAAAUCCGCUUCUAUAUCCAUAUUGGUAAAUGGUAGCUCUUCGUCUGAGUUCAUUCCCCAAAGAGGUCUAAGACAAGGGGACCCACUAGCUCCCCUUUUAUUUAACGUUGUUAUGGAGGGACUCAAUGGAUUGCUGAGAGAAGCAAUGGAGAAAAACUUGUUUCAAGGUUUACUAGUGGGAAGAAAUGAGAUGGAAGUUAGCAUCUUACAGUAUGCAGAUGAUACAAUUUUCUUUGGGAAAACAUCCAUGGAAAAUUUCAAAGCGAUCAAGGUGAUCUUGAGAAGCUUUGAACUUGUCUCAGGCCUCAAAAUUAAUUUCUCAAAGAGUAAUUUUGUGGCAAUCGGGAUGUCGAAGAGAUGGAAGGUGGAUGCUACUAGGUAUUUAAAUUGCAGUCUAUUGGCCAUACCUUUCCUUUACCUGGGUAUCUCGAUUGGGGCAAACCCAAGGCAUAGUGAUGCCUGGGAUCCUAUUGUCAAGAAAUGUCAGAGAAAGUUCCUAAUAAAGUUUUGGCAAGCUAGUGUGGAUACAGAAGUUGAUUCUAUGGAGAUGGAGAGAUGGAACCUUCUCCAUAACCAAGGGGACUUGUGGUCUAGGAUACUGAUUUCAAAAUAUGGUGGAUGGUGGAUUCUGGAUGGAGAAAGAAUGGGCAGUAGUGAAUCAGCAUGGAAGGGCAUCAAUCUCAUAGCUCAUUCCGGUGAAGAUGGCAGUUGGUUAGCUUAA
Glycine soja is the source of this 1206-nucleotide messenger RNA. RefSeq lists its product as uncharacterized. The transcript has 5 exons. Lineage: Eukaryota; Viridiplantae; Streptophyta; Magnoliopsida; Fabales; Fabaceae. The record is from RefSeq and is a predicted model, not a curated record. Bases 1 to 1206 code for a protein of 401 amino acids.